Messenger RNA from Bombus pyrosoma, 4538 nucleotides. It is a transcript of the gene Trm7-32, whose product is annotated as putative tRNA (cytidine(32)/guanosine(34)-2'-O)-methyltransferase. The transcript has 5 exons. Gene Ontology annotation, molecular function: tRNA methyltransferase activity. Gene Ontology annotation, biological process: cytoplasmic translation; tRNA methylation. Lineage: Eukaryota; Metazoa; Arthropoda; Insecta; Hymenoptera; Apidae. The coding region runs from base 3432 to 4535 and encodes 367 amino acids. The record is from RefSeq and is a predicted model, not a curated record. Gene Ontology annotation, cellular component: cytoplasm.
AGAGGUUUUCCACGCCAAGCGAAGGUCAAGUCUCGGAUACAGUGUGCGAUUGUAUCGUGACUAUUCAUCGUCGUCGUCGUUGUCGUCAUUGUCGUCGUAGCGUGUCCUUUGCCGGUGAACCGUUAACGGAACCGAUUACAAUAUUAUCUAUCCUGAUCCAGGCGCGCGAUUCGCAUGCAAACGCUUAUCAACCUGAUUAACGAUUGAUUAACGUUCAACUUGAUAACGGACAACGUAAUUCACGUGCGAUGAGCGAUUAUGUGGCAGCUUGACAAACGACAUUGUUGACUGGCAAUUCAUUACCGGUUGAACUCACCAGCGAGUGGCAAGAUCGGUCAUCGAGGUUCCCCGGUCAUCUCGGAAGGUCAUCGUAAUUACGUUUCCUAUAGUUCGGCUUUAUUGGUCAAGCAAUGUCAAACGAUAUUAAUUCAGAGCGGUGUGCUUCCUAGAGAAAACAGUGUCAGGGUUGUCCAAAGACCUUCUCUGCAUCGCGCAUAACAAUAUUUCGUACAUUUCACGCUUCCUUGGUACUUCCCUUCGUUGGCUACCGAACGAAUCAGAAACCGCGACUCGCUCAUCUGUUGGCGGAACGCGUGCGCGCGACAGAGACAUCAGCUCGUUCCUGUUCGUUUUUGUGAAAGAAUGACACGAGCCACGAUCCUGUCUUUCGAACGAGGAUCGAUAAACUCUAACGCGGGCGGAAUGAAUUUUCUAUGACGCCAUUGUAUAUUUAGACGUAGGACGAGGCCGCACGAAGUUACAAGCAAAUUGCAUCGCUCGCGAUGCUGGAAUGAAUUCUUUCAGCGUUGGUUCGGUGCCACGCGAACUGUCCCAACACGGGAAGGCGCUCGUUGCAAAGCCGCUCGAUUAAGGUCACGCUUGAUGAAAUGUAUUAAGCCAAUAUCUUUUAAAGAAACCAACGACAGCACGAGAACGGGUAUUAUCAGAAGAUGGGAGGGCAAGCGCGCCGCAGAAUCUCGCACGCCAAAAAUAACAACUGGGUCAUUUUAGAAUUUCAAUUAGAAGCGCGAAACGAUCGUAAUCGAUUCGGCAAACAUUGUUCGAACGAAGGUUCGCGACGAAACAGUCUCCAUCGUAACAACGAGACGAGUGUAUUUGAUUCGAGGGCCCGAAACGCCGCGUCGACCAGAACGCACGUGCUUGUAUGAUAUUUGCCCUCCGCCAAGCGUUAUGCAACUCCCGCGAACAACAAACUCUCCGACUAAACGAGGAACGACGAACGCUCGUUGAUGCGAUUCGAGGGACAUACGAACGCGUAAGACGUAUCUGUCCCACGAGAGAGACGAAUAUUGUUUGUACGAAGAAGCAACUAUCUUUGGCAUGGCGCCUCAAUAACCCUUCGAACGUUAUCAGGCCAGCUAUAACGUGCUGUAGUUCGAUCCGUGAGCGUAACACGUAGCGUGUAUUUUAAAGAAUCGAUUGAUACGUUCGUUGUUGAAUAAAUCGAUAAAUCUUGCUACCCGGUUCGUUCUCUUUUUGUCUUUCUUUUAUUUGAAUCGAGAACGCAGACAAAUUUCACGCGUUCUUAGGAUAAUCCCUACUCCGUGGCUGUCUAAGUAUCGCUGUUCCGUAAUAAUUAAAUAACUUUGGCGUUGGUUCACUAACGGCGACAAAGAUUGUGAACGUGAUAACGGAGAUUGAUAAAAAUAAUCCGAUUGUACGAUUACAUUUAUUUACAUUUCUGUCGCCAAGUAGUUGUCAAGUUAUCGGGUGCGCUAAAUACCAAACGUAUUCGAAACCCGAUAAUAAAGAGGUUCGCUGGAAAACACGCAUCCACGUGAUUAGAUAUAUUUUGUUAUUAAAUAUACACAUUAUAUUGAUGUUACGUCACGAUUGCAUCGGUUGGACGAUAUAUGAGAAGCAGCUAACGAAACAGAAACACCACACCUCGUUUGAAAUUCAUAGACCGUAGUCUGGUUAGAAACCGCGUUUCCUCUAUUGCAAGGAUGCUCGUGCAUUAUACAGAAAGCCCUGACUGCACGCUACCGUCACAAUCUUAUCUGCCACGUAUCGACAUCUUAUCGGGCCAAAAAACGUUUAUUUAGACGAUCGUGCAUGGUAACGAUUCACGAUUGACUCGAUCACUCUUGCGCGAUUGUUUUUCUUCAUCGUGUGCAUAUAUUUUUCACUUACUGAGGAGAUUUUUCGCUUACGCGAUAGAAAUACCAGUAAUGAAAAACAAACAAUCGGUUCAGCGGUUGACGUAUAGAAACAUGUAAUCGCGAUUGCGUCGGCAACGAGAGUUCGAAAAGGCCAUCUGCGGAAAAUAGUCUUCGCAACAUAAAUCAACAAAAACAAAUUUCAUAGAUCUAUACAUAUCCAACGCAAGGAAUUGAAACAGGAUCGUUUACGUUCCAUAGGAAGCAUGCAAACAUAAUGAAAUUAUGUAAGGACGAUUUUGCUCAAACUCGUGUUUCAGACAAACACGAAACUCUGGUCCGUUUCACAGGAGAAUAGAAUAAACGUCGUUAAUCUUUCGAUGCGAUCAUAAUGCGUGAUUGUGCAAUAGUAGAGAACAAAGGGGAUGAAUCUUUUCGCGGUUACUGUUUAAAUGAAACUUUGGAUAAAUAUGAAACCGUUGUUGAUGCUCGUGAAAGAUGAACUAAGUGUCGCUGUUAAUAAUUUGCGGUAAUAUUGACUCAUAAAUAAAAGAUAAAAGAUACGAUUAUAGAAGACGAUUAUUUCUAUCGUUUUUAUUAUCGAAACGGGAAUUCCUGAGCUAGAAAAUUAAUGAAAUAAUCGUCGGGAAGGUAUACAAUGUUUAUAUAAAACGUCCAGGAAGACAUAACAAACGUGCAAUUUUCGAAUAUUCUUUACAAUGCAUCAUCGUUGCAUCUGGAAAUUACGAUGAUUUACUUCACCGUGGGUAUUUUUUGUAUUUUAAUUGGAAAACGCGUAUCCGCAUUUGGUCCCGAUAAACUGACAGAUAAAAAAGAUAUUCUACAAAAGAUCUAUUGGCCUUCGAUGCGAAAAUAUAUUGUUCCGUUUUAAUUACUUCAUCUAUCAGUGUUACGCUUGAUGAAAACUCCUCGAUAAUAUUUGUGCAAAUAUUUUUCUUGAAUGACAUAUUUAAUGAUAUAAAAACAAGAAUGUUUAAACAACAAACGCAAAGUAGUUGCUUUUAUUUUGAAAUUUAUCUCUUGGUCGUAGUUCGAUACGUAAGCAUCGUCCUCUAUAAUUUAAGAAUUAUAAAAUAUUAAUCGUAAUUGUACAGUACUGAACGCUGACUGAACAAAUAUUGAACUUGGCGGUUAUUUUCGUAGUGUUACCAACAGAUUAAUGCUAGAACUCAGAAAUACAGUUUCUGUAAGAAUCCUUAUGUUUGUCAACUUGAAGAACCAAAAGUUUGAAGGUAACCAAAACGUGAAACGACAGCGAACAAUAAACAUUGUAUUCCACAUUGUUUAACUAUGGGAAAAACAUCGAAAGAUAAACGAGAUAUUUAUUAUCGACGAGCGAAAGAAGAAGGAUGGAGAGCAAGGAGCGCUUUCAAAUUGCUUCAAAUAGAUAACGAGUGUCAUAUUUUAGAUGGAGUUAACAAAGCUGUGGAUCUGUGUGCUGCACCUGGUAGCUGGAGUCAGGUUUUAUCGCGAAGAUUAAACGAGAAUUACAAAAAGGCUUUGGAAACAGGAAAUGCAACGCCUCCAAAAAUCGUUGCGGUUGAUUUACAAGCGAUGGCACCAAUGGAAGGGGUGAUUCAAAUUCAAGGAGACAUUACCAACAUUAACACUGCAAAGCAAAUUAUUUCCCAUUUUGAUAAUGAACAGGCUGAUUUGGUAGUUUGCGAUGGAGCACCAGAUGGUUUGCACGAUAUGGACAUUUAUAUCCAGUCACAAUUAUUACUAGCAGCUCUAAACAUUACUACUCAUAUACUAAGGCAAGGAGGCACGUUUGUAGCAAAAAUAUUUAGAGCUAAGGAUGUGACGUUACUAUAUGCUCAGUUAAAGAUAUUUUUCCCCUAUGUUUAUUGCACAAAGCCUAGCAGUUCUCGCAAUUCUAGCAUUGAAGCAUUUGUAGUCUGUAAAGAUUAUUCACCACCUGAGGGUUACGAACCUCAUAUGCUGAAUCCUCUCUUAACGCAUGAGCCGUGUGAUUUUAGUGAGCUUACAGGAGUUAACAGAGUCAUUGUUCCAUUCGUUGUUUGUGGUGAUCUUAGCCAACCCGAUUCUGAUACGUGUUAUCCACUGGAUUUUGAGGGGAAAGAAUACACAUAUCAUGAGCCAGUACAGACACCGAUUGCACCACCAUACCAAGAAGCAUUGACUCUAUUGGAGAACAGAGAUACCGAUUUUAGAAGAUUCGAUGUUAAUGUAGUAGUAGAUAAUCUAAAUUCCAUGACCAUUGCAGACUUUAAAAAGCAAGCAAAGCAGAAACAUAAGGAGACAAAUGAAAAUAAGGUGACCAAGCUGCAAGACAGCAAGAACGAUGAUAACAAUGAAGAUAUAUUGGGUCUUGACCAAUUAAUGUCUGCCCAAUUAUCUGAUGAAUCUGAUAAUAAAGAUAAUACGACGUAAAAA